UGUAUAAAUCAACUACCCGCUUCACGUGGUAAACCCAGCCCUGAUCUUUCGGGUAGAUUAGCAAGAUAUUUUUUGACCGGUGGGAUUUUGCGCUGAGGGAAGGGAGGGAUAAGAUCCCGAUCCGUGCAUGGGCGAAUGCCAGUUUGCAGUCAGCCUCCCGCAGCUCCUCCUCUCCAGCCAGAGGGAAUCGGCAACAUCACAUUUCAAUGAGAGCAGGAGGGCACCAGGCAGGAUCGCACUCUCCAUUCUAGCCGACCUUCCCAUCACCGACAUCCCCGGCCUCUCCCGAGAGGCUGUUAUGAAGAAGCUUUUCGGUGCGUUAGACCCUGGAACGCACCUGGGAUCGCCCGUCUUUCUUUAAAUUUGCAGGCAGCACUAUGCGGCGCUUUGGAUAAAACCCAGUCUGGAAACCUUCCACCUGACUACUAAAAACGACGACACGCGGCCAUGGGUCCGAGACCCCCCAAAGUGACACCGAGUGACCCUGUCCUGGAGAUGGGAUGCACCAGUCACUGUCGCCAGUAUCUCCGGAAGAAGCUGAGGCCGGUGAGGGUGCUGGGGUUUGUCUUGAGCCUCGUAGCAGUAAGUGCAGUUUCCUGCUCAUUCGGUGCCUUGACGUGGAGUCCGGGCUACAGGGUGGAGGCUCCUUUCUCGCCAAGCGGCCUGUCCGGACCGGUGCCACAUCGAACUCUACUGACUGCCAAGCAACAGCAUGCCCAGAACGUUUCUGCGGACACUCUGAGGGCAUCGUCGGGUAACCACAGCCAGGGCGACUACCCACAAGACCUCUUCAGCCUGGAGCAGAGGAGGCAAGGGGCAGUCAUCUUACACAUGUUCGGGAUGCUGUACAUGUUCAUCUCUCUGGCUAUCGUUUGCGACGAGUUCUUCGUUCCCGCCCUGACGGUUAUCACCGAGAAGUUUACCAUUUCCGACGACGUGGCUGGUGCCACCUUUAUGGCCGCUGGUGGCUCUGCCCCAGAACUUUUCACCUCUGUGAUUGGGGUCUUUAUCUCCCACAGCAACGUGGGCAUUGGGACAAUUGUGGGCUCGGCAGUGUUCAACAUCCUGUUUGUGAUUGGGAUGUGCGCACUGUUUUCCAAGGAAAUCCUGAACCUCACCUGGUGGCCACUCUUCCGUGAUGUGUCCUUCUACAUCCUGGACCUGAUCAUGCUCAUCAUUUUCUUCCUGGAUAACUACAUCAGCUAUUGGGAAAGUCUGGCACUGCUGUCAGCCUACGCAAGCUAUGUGAUUUUCAUGAAGUUUAAUUCUACAGUAGAGGUUUUGGUGAAAAGCUUGAUUAGCAGGAACCAGGUGGUGGAAGUGGAAGCCCAACCGAAGGUGAGCCCUGAGCCUGCAGAGGACGGCAGCAAACUGUCGGCCAAGCCCCGCCUCCAGAGAGGAGGAAGCUCCGCCUCCCUACAUAACAGUCUGAUGAGGAACAGCAUUUUCCAGCUGAUGAUCCACACGCUGGACCCGCUCAGUGAAGAAUUUGCCGAUUCUGAACUUGGGACAUAUGGAAAGCUAAAAUAUUAUCACACAAUGACUGAGGAAGGGAAAUUCCGAGAGAAGGCAUCCAUCCUGCACAAGAUCGCCAAGAAGAAGUGCCAGGUGGAGGACUGUGAGAAGGCCAACGGGGCAGUGGGCGGGGCAGAUAGAAAUCUCCCCAACAGCUCUAAUGUGGAGGUGGAGGUGACCCCGCCCAUGAACGGCAGCGUGGGACACGAGGGAGAAGCGGGUGAUGAAGAGGAGGAUGAGGACCAGCCUCUCAGCUUGUCCUGGCCGGAGUCGAACCGCAAACGCUGUACAUACCUCUUAAUCCUGCCCAUUGUGUUUCCGCUAUGGCUCACGCUGCCCGAUGUCAGGAAGCCGGCCUCAGUGAAGUUCUUCCCCGUCACUUUCUUUGGAUCCAUCUGCUGGAUUGCAGCCUUCUCCUACCUCAUGGUGUGGUGGGCACAUCAGGUAGGAGAGACAAUCGGGAUUACAGAGGAGAUUAUGGGCUUGACCAUUCUGGCAGCUGGAACCUCCAUCCCUGACUUGAUCACCAGUGUCAUCGUGGCACGGAAAGGACUCGGAGACAUGGCUGUGUCGAGCUCCGUGGGCUCCAACAUCUUUGACAUCACGGUGGGUUUGCCCUUCCCCUGGCUCUUGUAUUCCACCUUCCACGGCAUGACGCCAGUGACCGUCAGCAGCAACGGCCUCUUCUGCGCCAUCGUCUUGCUCUUCCUCAUGCUCCUCUUUGUCAUCAUCUCCAUCGCCGCUUGCAAGUGGAGGAUGAGCAAACUGCUAGGCUUCAUCAUGUUCCUGCUGUACUUUGUGUUCCUGGUGGUCAGUGUCAUGCUGGAGGACAAGGUCAUCAUGUGUCCUAUUUCCAUCUGAGCCCCUCCCAGCAAGGUUUUCAUCUCUUUUCGUGGGAUACGGGGUGGGGGCGUUUCCAAUUUAGAUUUUUUUAUUUUUUGGACACUUGGACUCCUGUGUCUUCAGUGGACAAGCUUGCAACCUGCAAGGGAUGGGGUAAGGGGCAGGUUUAGGAGUAAGAGAGGAGUAGGUGGUUCUUUUGAGGGGCAGUCAUGCUAUCUAUGUUAUAUACUUCACUUGACUGGUAUAUUAUUGGCAAAAAUGUCUCUCUUUAUUAGAGUGAGGAGAGGAUGACUCUCGGACCAUAUAGACAUAAAGCGGAAAUGUGCUCUAAGUGGUCGAGGUCCCCCAAAAGCAUGGUGGCGCCGUAGUGCAAUGUGUGCAUGCCCCGUGUAAGGCAGUAUUCCAGGAGAAGCAUUAGCCACCUUUUCAACAAGAAGCAGCCAGCAAGUACAGCCAACGUCAUCUGUCGCUUCAAAGACAAGCAUUUAUGAGUCACGGGGCUCUGGCAAGGAGUAAUAUUGCUGAUGUUGGGCGACAUGUUUAAGGCAAGACGAGGAACCGUGUAUUGAAGCGGACUGAAUAUGUUCUGCUCUGAUGGCAACGGAGGUAGGAAGCAAUCACCUGGGAGCAGUGGGCAUGUUCUUUUCGUGAACAGAAGCUCUGAAGCCACCAACGAUGAAGGAGAGGAUGCUGGGAAAUGGUGUGCGACUGUGCUCACCACGCUCACUUUUCCGUGGUGCCUCCAAGAGUGAUCUACCUUCUGAGGCGUGGCCUCUCACAGAAACAGCCGGAACGUCGCUUUAUUCUUCUGAUUGCUGUUCUUCUUGCUGGUAGCUUUAGUUGUGUUACUAGUAAAGGUGGUAAGAACCUUGGUUCACCCACCUUUUUGUGAUCACUUCCUCCUCCACCCUUCCAACCCAGAGACGGCCACAGCUCUUUAUAUCGUGUAGAGAUUGCAGUAUCGAUUGGGAGGCGUAGGAAAAACAAUAUUAAGCUAGAAAUAUUACCGAGCAGAAGAUACACUUCUAACCCUACCAUGUAUAUUACUCAGUCUUAAUAGAAGCAUGUCUCUAUAGGAUCUUAUUGAGCCAUUUUGUGCUGUACAGUGAUAGUUUAAAGAUCUGGCUCCUGUCAUUUGAAUAAGUGUUAUCCAGCACUCUUUAGAUUAGAAAAAGAUUUAGUAUCUAGUGCGCACAGUAUAUUUAACUCUGAUCUCUUACUGUUGGGCAUAAUAUUGAAGCUUCAUGUUAAUUGGUCUGUAAAGAUCAGUGCUAUAAAGCCAUUUAUCUGAUCCUAGAGGAAGGGUGUACAUGGGAUUUGAAUGAAAGAUUUGACAAAAGAGGCUCCAUUGCUUUUUACUAUCUCCCUUCUGUCAAUCAAAGUACGCUCUACAUCUGCUAGACCGAAUGAGUGUUUGAAUAAAUGCAUCCAUGAAUAUGUAUGAUGAAUAAUAUUUAUCAAACUUGUGAAAUUGUUUUCAAAUGAAGGGUGCUCCUGUCUCCAUGUGAACACGUAUGAAUAUCUACACAAUGCAACUACUGUAGGCUUCAUAGACAGAUUACAUUGAAAAAUAGCUAAUAGCAUUUAACACAAGUAUCUGUACAUGUUUGGUAUGGCCGUAUCGCCAUGUGCUUUCUUUACUGCAUUCAGGAUUGGUUGGUUUUUUUCUUAUCAGAUGCAGAAAGUUUAAAUCCAUCCUCCAGGUCUGAGCUCGACUGGAGUCACCAGUCAAACACAGGAAAUGCUGAUACAACAGCAGCUUCUCCCCGCAGCGGGUAUCUGCAUCAUCUCUGCUGGGUUAAUAUGCCGAAAUACUAACCACUGUGCUUUUCCUUUCUGACUCUCCAUGUUUAAACAGGCACUUGAGCGUCACAUCCUGGUAGUUCUCCUUUGGACAGCCAAAAAAAGAAAAACACUUUCAUAUUUAGUCAAGCCUCGUGGCUUAGAACACCACACAAUGUCCCACGUUUGUACCAGAGAUCCCGUUGGCUGCGUGAAAUGAACUGGAACGUAGUUCAGGACUUGUCGACAGGUGUAAAUGUUUGAGGAAAUUGCUUUGGGCUGGGUACCCAAAAAGAGUAAAGAAGAUUUAGACCUACUAAGUGUAUUUCAGCUAUGUAUUUAUUCAAAGUAAAUUUAUUUUCUUGAUUUUGUAAAUAGAGGUGUAUAAAAAUGGGACAGUGAACAUGACUGAAUGUACAAAUCCGGAAUUAAGAGAGUUGUUUUUAUUUUGUUUUAUCUUUUUUUCUUUUUAUUUUAAUAGAAAUGAAAUAAUACAUUUGGAGGUGAUGAUAUGAUAAUGAUGCUGGUUAUUCAUAACCUGCUUGUUUUUGUCUUGAUAUGGCAUAAAGAUACUAUGUAACAUUAGUGCCCUGUUCUGCCAUUCACUUUGUAACAACCCACAAUACAUAGUGCACAAACAAUGAACUAAUGACCUCCUUCUGCAAUUGUGUCACACCAUUAUUCUGAAUGAUGUGAAAUGGGUCUUUCGUGGGAACUGGUCAAAGGAAGUUGCGUCCUGCUAAAGUGACCUGGAUUUACUUCCUGCUGCCCGUGGUGAGGAUGCCCAGUGAACCCCAGCUGCCCAGCAGUCCGUGGGGUAGGUGGGGAGACUGGGUUCCUUGCCCCCAAAACAACUGAGCUGUGAUGUCUGCCAUCAGCGAGGCGUCUGUGGGCGUGUGGGUGUGGGCGCGUCACGACCGUCCGUGCGGCCUGCAGCCAAUGGUGCAAGGAAACGGGACUGGUGACACACUCCCAGUGUGUGCUGGCCGUCACCCUGUCCCAGGGGCAUUCGGCACUGGGAGAAAAUGGAAGAAGAGGAGGGGGAGGCAAAAAAGCAAAUCCAGGUCACUUUAGGGAUUUAAAAAAGGGAAAAAGGGGGAAUUAAUGGGGUGGUACCAGAAUUUAGCACGACUGGAUUUCGAUUUCAUGCUGUUCUGUUUGUGUCGCCUCAGAGCGAAGUGGCAACUAAGAUGAACGACUAGGGGACAACUUGUGCAAUAUGUCCACAGCAGCCUGCAAUGCACAUUAUUACAAAUAUGACAAAAAGGGCCCCCUUUCUCUCACGAGUGUUAAAAAACUAUGCUAGAAUUUUCUGUAUCUAGGGCCAUAAAUGCACCAAUGCAAGACAAAGACUGCACUGCAGCACUGAUUCCAACAUACAAUGAUAUAUAUUCUUUUGUUAACAUGGAUGGUGAAGUGAAAUAUGCUCCAGCUGUCAGCAUGUAUGAUUGUGUAACAUUCUUUACACAUUGUGUAAAUCUUUAAUUGCAAACUACUGUAAAUAGACAAAAUGAUAUCAAUCGACUCCUAAUUCACAUACUUGCACUGUACUGUUUUUUUUUUUGGUGUUUAUGUAAGACUUACUUUCAAAUAUACAAAUAUAAUAUGUAACUGAACUAUACAAUAAUCCCUUGUACACCUGAAUAUAAAUAAAUGGUAUUUCUUUAUGUAAGAACAUAAAGUAUGUAAUAAAAUAUGGAAAUAAAGACAAUUAAGAAAUA
Molecule: messenger RNA, 5861 nt
Organism: Paramormyrops kingsleyae
Lineage: Eukaryota; Metazoa; Chordata; Actinopteri; Osteoglossiformes; Mormyridae
Gene: slc24a2b
Product: solute carrier family 24 member 2
Biological process (GO): intracellular calcium ion homeostasis; long-term synaptic potentiation; long-term synaptic depression
Cellular component (GO): plasma membrane
Molecular function (GO): calcium channel activity; calcium, potassium:sodium antiporter activity
Source: RefSeq, a predicted model, not a curated record